GUAAAUCUGAAUUUCCGAUCUUCUGGAUAUCGAACAGCGUACAUGUUGAAAUAAAAUAGACGAGGCGUUUACAGAUUUCUCCCACUAUCGCGUUCUGUGCUUGAAGUUUUGAACGUUGUGUAUUCAGCAUCAGAAACAUAUGAGUUUUUCUUCGGAUGUGGUUUAGCUCACGCGAACCACCAUCUCAGACCGAGUCCGACGGUAUCGAAAACCAGGACCAACGCGAAGCCAUGCAUAUUUACGGCCACGAGGAUGGUGCUGUGUACGCCUGGAACUCCGUGGACGUCCUCGUCGACGGUGUUCUGCAGCACGGCCGAGUGAUCAACGCGGCGAAGACGGGCUUGGUCGUGGAUUUCGAAUGUCGCAUCCAGCGCGUCCAGUUCAUCGAAUACGGACGCGCCUUCCACAUGAUCAAGCCACCGUAUGAUUUAGAUGCACGUCGGGACCGUGAUGUCCAGGUCCUUCUGCGCGCGGAUCCCGAGGGUCCGUGGAGGUGGUUCCGGGGUGCCAUGGUUCCCGGCGGAGACCUUAGCUCCCGCGUCAAUGCGUACAUCGUGGAAGCGGAGAUGCCACACGGUACCAUCAAGGAACUGCUUCCCCGCCAACAAGUGCGUCGACCGCCCUCGGACGACCAACUUGCCCAGGUGUGGCCCAAGGAAUUCGUGAUGCGGGAGUGCGAACUGCCAGCCGUGUGGUCCGGCAUGUCGCGUAUGCGGCUGAAAAAAGCUUGUGGGUUGUAUUUGCCGCGACUGCGCGACGUCUGGUGUGCGAGAGUACGUAAGUGGACGCUGCUGUACGUGCAGCGCUCGCGGGCCCUCCGCUCCAACCGGAGGAAGUGGAGGCCGUGUACAGGGAGGCGGAGAAGGGACUGAACGGGAAGAAGCCAUCCAGACAGCUGGGCAUGCAACCGAGCGUAGUCAGCACCAAUUCCAGAGUGAAACGGCCUUGGCCUAGUGAGCUGCUGGUGGAAAUCUUCCAGUCGCUGAACUCCAUCGACCGCACUCGUUGCCGGCGUGUCUGUGCCCUGUGGAACCGCCUUCUCACCACCGAAGCCUACUUCCCGGAUGUGCGCGUCUCCUGUCGCACCGACAACUAUCCAUUGUCCUGGACAAAUCCCCUGUUUUGGAGGCUGGCUGGUCUGUUGCACUGCGUUAACCGGCACACGAAGAUGAUCGUUCUUAUGCACAUGAAUCUAGGCGACAGUGAGCACCCCGGGGUUGUGAUUCGCUGCACGGUCGGCCGUAUCCCGACGCUGGUGUUGUAUCAGUGUGUCUGGCCCCACUCGAGUUUUCAUCUGGAGAAAACCUUGUACUGUCACGGCAGUAUCAUGCGAAUCUGUGGCAUGGCGGAUCGCGCGGUGUGGUCGAAGUGCCGGAUCGAAGAACCGCUUCUGACUGCCGUCGUGUCGCGGCAUUCGCACUGCUGUCAACCACCGGAGCAGUUGGAAUGGCAUUUGUGGGAUCUCUUUGAGCAGCAUAUUGUGUUGGACGAACCGGUCGAUCGGAGUAUCUUGUCGGAAUGGAUUAGGCAAUGCGUUGAGCAUGGUUUAUUUGAAAAGCUGGAAUUGGCUCUUUACGAUUACCAGAACGCCGAUCCCCGUCCAUCGAGCCAGAACGGCUCUCGUCGAUGGACAGCCUCAGACAUGGAGGAUUUGGAUGUGAACAAACUGACACCACUGGCCGCCGCGGCUUUAUUCUGCCUCUUGGAAAAGGAGCCGCCGCUCCCACGUAAUCGCAAAGCAGACUCUGCUUUAUCCGGCAUUCUCGUUAACUCGGACAAUGGGGUAUUUGCUUUUGUACUCAGUAACAAUUUGUAGUAGUUUCUGCAUAACAGGUUUAAUUAGCGGCAUUGGAAAACUGAUUUUUAUUCCAGUCGUAUGUUGUACAAUUCUCUUGAGUACUUGUACAUUUGCUGCUGCUUUCGGUAUUUACACCCCGUUCACGCCAAGUCCGACCUGCUGCGUUUUGAUUUUUUUCUAAGUGUGUGCACUAUUUAUCCUGAAUCAUUUUCUUGUUUUUGGUAGAACUUCUUCUUGCGCAUCUUAU
This is a messenger RNA of Paramacrobiotus metropolitanus, 2045 nucleotides long. RefSeq lists its product as uncharacterized. Lineage: Eukaryota; Metazoa; Tardigrada; Eutardigrada; Parachela; Macrobiotidae. The record is from RefSeq and is a predicted model, not a curated record. The transcript is spliced from 3 exons. Bases 902 to 1816 code for a protein of 304 amino acids. Gene Ontology annotation, molecular function: protein binding.